CUCAUAUAUAAUUUACAAAGUCAAUUUACAAUUUUUCAUUCAAAAUAUAGAUAAAGUGCGAGUUUAAGCGGUAGCGUACAAAUUUCAAAAAGUGAUGUGAGAUAAAAAUUUUUCAAAUAUGUUUUUCAACAAUUUUCCAUUUAUUAUCAAUUUAUUUGGUUUUUUAUUAUUUUUUCUACUAAUUUUUUAUAUUUAUUCACAAUAUAAAUUGAAUUAUUGGAAAAGAAAAGGAAUUCCAACGCCUAAUAAUUGUCAUUGGUUAUUUGGUAAUUUCAAAGAUGUUAUUCUUGGACGUACAUCGGUUGGUGUACAUUUUGGAAAAUUACACAAUGAAUGCUGCAACAAUGAACCAUGCCUUGGUGUUUACAUAAUGCAUAAACCAUUUCUUUUAUUGAGAGAUCCCGAAUUGAUAAAACAAAUUUUAGUUAAAGAUUUUCAUUUAUUUCAAAAUCGUUAUUUUGCUGCGGAAAAAUCAAAAGACUUAAUUGGUACAACAUCAUUGUUUUCAAUUAAUAAUCCCGAAUGGAAAUAUUUACGUACAAAAUUAUCAUCAACAUUUUCAAGUGGAAAACAAAAAAAAUUAUUUUCCUUAAUGAUUGAAUCAUCUGAGAAUAUGAGUAAUUUUCUUGCUGGACAAUUUCAAAUAUCCGAUAAUAAUAAUGAUAAAAAUACAAAGAAUAUAGAUACAAAAUUUGUUGCUGUACAAUUUAUCACCGAUGUUAUUUCAUCUCUUGCUUUUGGCGUCAGGACAAAUUCAUUUGGUGACAAUUUGGAAUUUUUUAAUAAUGUGAGAGCACCUUUCAAGAGAACUCUUUUGGGAGCAUUUCAACUUUUUGCAAUUUUCUUUUUUCCAAUAUUCAGAAAUUUUUUGAAUAGCGGUAUAUUAGGCAGUUCUACAGACUAUUUUCGCAACCUAUUUCGAGAAGUGAUGAACGAACGAGAGAAAUCGGGUUUUAAACGUGGUGACAGCAUUGAUCCUUUACUGCAAAUAAAACAAGAAAGACAUUCAUUAAACUUUGAAAUGCCAGACGACACUCUUUUGGCACAACCGGUUAUUUUUUAUGUUGCUGGAACGGAAAGUAGUUCCACGACAAUAGCAUUGACACUUAUGGAAUUUGCUAAAAAUCCAAUACUUCAGGAAAGAGCGAGACGUGAAAUUCAAAAUGAAUUGGAUAAACAUGGAUUCACUUAUGAGGGAAUGCAGGGAUUAAAAUUUUUGCAACAGGCCAUUUCCGAAACAUUGAGACUUUAUCCAGCGGCACCAAUUAUUGACAGAGUUGCAUUGGAAGAUUAUAAAAUUCCAGGAACAGAAAUUGUACUUGAAAAAGGAACAGUAGUUUAUGUGGCAUUAAAUGGUAUUCAAGAAGAUCCGAGAUUUUUCAAAGAUCCAUUAAAAUAUGAUCCAGAUAGAUUUAGCGAGGAAAGAAAAGGGGAUAUUGUGUCUUGUUCUUAUUUGCCAUUUGGAGAAGGUCCAAGAGCAUGUAUAGGGGAACGCGUUGGUAUGCUGCAAACUACAGUUGGUUUAGCCACAAUUUUGCGAGAUUAUGAAGUUUCCCUAAAUCCAAAGUGCAAAUACGAAUUAGAUCCGAGGGCAAUUUUCAUACAACCUCUUGACGGAGUGAAAUUAGAUUUAAAAAAAGUGUCGAUUAAAAUUAUAAAGAUGUUUUCAUUAAAUCAAUUAUGGUUAUUAAAUGUUUUUCUAAUUAUUUUUGGAUUAUUAACAAUAUUUUAUUUUUAUGCUCAAUAUAAAUAUAAAUAUUGGAAAAAACGUGGUGUCAAAUCAUUGCCAACUCAUUGGUUAUUUGGAAAUUUUAAAAAUUUACUAUUUCUUCGUGAAUCGGUGGCAAAUAUAUUUCAUCAAUUACAUCGUGAUGCAAAAGAUGAAUCAUAUGUUGGUGUUUAUAUAUUUCAAAUUCCCUGUUUAUUAGUACGUAGUCCUGAAUUAAUAAAACAAAUUUUAGUUAAAGACUUUAAUAUAUUUCCAAAUAGACAAUUUGCAAGUAGCAAUAAUAAAAAUGGUGAUCAAGUUGGAGCAACAAGUCUUUUUUCCGUUGAAAAUCCAAGAUGGAAAUAUUUUCGUACACAUUUAUCGCCAAUAUUCUCUAGUGGGAAGCAAAAAAAAAUAUUCACCUUAAUGAUAGAAUCGGCGGAAAAUAUGAGAAAUUAUUUUAAUAAUCAAUUGAAAAAUGAGGGCGAUGUGAAAAUGUUUGACGUAAAGGAAGAUAGUAAUAAAUAUAUUACUGAUAUUAUUUCAUCAAUGGCAUUUGGAAUAAGUACAAAUUCAUUUGAAAUUCCAACACCCGAAUUUUUUAAACGUGGUAACGAACUUUUUCAACCAACUGUAAAAAAUUUUAUCGAAACCUUUACGCUCUUCUUUUUUCCAAGUGCAAGUCAUUUAUUAAAUCCAAAAUUACUUGGAAAAUCGACGGAAUAUUUUCGUAAUAUAUUCUGGGAAUCGAUGAACCAUCGUGAAAAAUCGGGAACCACACGUGGAGAUUCUAUUGAUGUUUUACUGAAAAUAAAAAAUGAAAGAGUUCACUUAGAUAUGGAUAUUCCGGACGAUUCACUUUUGGGACAAUCGGGUGUAUUUUUCGUUGCUGGUCGAGAGACAAGUUCAAUGUCACUUGGAUUGGUUCUUUAUGAAUUGGCAAAACGACCCACAAUGCAGGACCGUGUACGAAAAGAAAUUACCGAGAAAAUUAAUGAAAAAGGCUUUUGUUAUGAAAGUAUGCAGGAAAUGAAAUAUUUGAAUCAAGUGAUUUCCGAAGUAUUACGAAUGUAUCCAGUUGUGCCAAUUAUAGACAGAGUUGCUGAACAAAAUUACAAGAUUCCUGGCACAAAUGUUGUCAUUGAAAAAGGCACGCCGGUUUAUACUUCAUUGCAUGCUCUUCACUUUGAUCCUGAAUAUCAUCCAAAUCCAUAUGAAUUUGAUCCGGACAGAUUCAGCGAUGAAAGAAAGAGUAAAAUGGUCCCAUAUACUUAUAUGCCAUUUGGUGAAGGUCCCAGAAUUUGCAUAGGAAUGAGAUUUGCAAUUUUACAAAUGACUGUAGGAUUAGCAGUGAUAUUAAGAGAUUUUCAAGUUGCCCUCAAUCCAGCACAAAAAGUCAAAAUAAGUAAUCGCGGACUCUUCCUUCAAACUCAAGAUGGAAUAAAAUUGGAUUUAAAGAAAGUGACUGUCAAGUGAAAGUGAGUUUACCAAAAAUUAAUUUUUUUUCUCAACUUAUUUUUAUAAAAACUACAAUAAUUGUUUUUUUUUUCUUUAAAAAAAAAAAAUUGAUUAAUAAACUAAUAUAUAAUUUUCACUUUUUAAAAAAUUAUUUUAAUUUAUAUUGUAAAAUAGUAUUAAGUUAUUUUAAAAUUUUUAAUAAAUCAUAAAAUUACUGUUUCAUUACUUUCUACUGUUUUAUAGAAUUUUUAUUAUAUGAAAUUAACAAUCGAAAACAAUACCUGAAAAGAUUAAUAUAUAGAAAUAAAAAGGUCAUGAAACUGCAUGAUUAAGACAUUAUUAUGAAUAAUUACUGAUAAUUAUGAAUUAUAUGUUUUUCACAGAUACUAAUUAUUUGAAAAGCUUUAAAAAAAAUUGCAAAAAAAAAAUUUCAUGAUUCGGCAUAAUUAUACUGAAUUCUAAAUAGAUAAUUAUUAUGUAAACUAUAUAAUAACGUUAUUACUGUUUCGAUUCAUUUUUCUUUACACCAUUUUUUGUUCUUAAACAAAAACAAACAAAAAACAAUGCUAAAAAAAUAAAUACUAAUAAAAAUAAAUAAAAUAGACAAUUCAUAAAAUAUAGGAACAAUAAUUUGUUAAUUAUGAAUUUUAUUAAUUAAUUUAAAUUUUUCUGCUUUAUGUAACAAUAAGAUAUUUAUGAUUUUUGACUCUCUAUAAACAAUAAAAUAAUAUUAAAUUUAUAUAAUUAUAAUGACCUUAAUAAAUAAUUAUUAAAAUUAAAAUAAAUAAUUAUUAAAACAGAAUAAUUGAAAAAUAAGAAAUUUAACAUUUCAUGAUACUUCAUUUAUUUUUCCCUGACAAAUGUAUUAUUUUAUAACAUAUAGAAAUAUUCUAUUUUUCUUAUUAAAAAACCUUUGAGAUUUUGUAACUUUAUUUUUUUUUUUAAAUGUAUUAUAAAUCAUUCAUAUUAAUACAAGUUUAUAAUAUUGUAUUAAAUGAAAAAUUUAUAUUAAAAAUUUUUUAACCUUUUUUAUUGGAUAAAUAUUAUAAUUCCCUUAGACAUUUAAAUGUAGAAAAAUUAUUUAUACACAUACUUGAAAUAAAAAACAAAUGGGAAUAAUGAUUUACUUACAUCCUUGACAUUUCUAGACAUUCCGAUGAUUUUUUUUUUU
This is a messenger RNA of Leptopilina boulardi, 4337 nucleotides long. RefSeq lists its product as uncharacterized. The record is from RefSeq and is a predicted model, not a curated record. The coding region runs from base 119 to 3184 and encodes 1021 amino acids. Gene Ontology annotation, molecular function: iron ion binding; heme binding; oxidoreductase activity, acting on paired donors, with incorporation or reduction of molecular oxygen. The transcript has 10 exons. Lineage: Eukaryota; Metazoa; Arthropoda; Insecta; Hymenoptera; Figitidae.